AUGGAGAGAAUGCAGAUGAUGGCUUCUUUCAUGGCUGCUAACGCUGAGGAGGAGGGAGAUGAGGAGGAAGAGGAGGAGGGGGAGGAGGAGGGAGAGGAGGAGAGAGAGGAGGAGGGCGAUGGGUCGGGAGAGGACAGGGGGGACGCCCAUAUGAAGGACAGUGAAGACGGAGGGGGGCACUUCACGGAAACCCCGGUGAUGACAGGCGCAUCAUGUGAUGGAAGAGCAAUGCACAUCUGCAUGCACAUGACACCUGAUUUCUGUCCCUCUCAAACGGUCUCUCUGUCUCUCUGUCCCUCUGUGUCUCUCUGUCCCUCUCUCUGCCGCUCUGUCCCUCUCUCUGUCUCUCUGUCUCUCUGUCCCUCUCGAAUGGUCCUUCAUUGUGAUAACAUGCAAUACAACGAGCUAGUUUAUAAAUCAGGCACAGGCAUGCAAGGGGGGCUGCCUAAGGCAGUUCAAAGUCCGGCUCGAGGAUGUCUCUGUCCCUCUCUGUGUUUCUCUGUCCCUCUCUCUGUCUCUCUGUCCCUCUCUCUGUCUUUCUGUCUGCUGGUUCAACACUCCCCGGGAGCAGUGAGUCGCUGA
Molecule: messenger RNA, 582 nt
Organism: Closterium sp. Naga37s-1
Lineage: Eukaryota; Viridiplantae; Streptophyta; Zygnematophyceae; Desmidiales; Closteriaceae
Source: the annotation of a GenBank genome assembly